CGCAGGAGCUCGAGCGUUUGCCUUCACACACGUCCAUGCGAUCACUUUUUGCUCGGACGCCUAAAUUUAGACUUUUUUAAGAUUUAAAGUAUAAAAAAGUCAUACAGAGAUAUAAAAGUUUACGUUUUUGUUUUUACUCAAAGGAUUAUGUUGUUGUAAAAUAUGUAGGAGAAUUGUUUUUUUUUGUAUUGGGUUCAGAGUGAAAGAUCUUCGACUUUGAUUAAUCGGAAAAAUCGUUAAAAAGCCAGUAUUUGUCUGGAUAACGAUCACCUUCAAAUACACAGAGAGGGAUGACGGGAUCUGCUGUGAUCUGGUAGAGGGGGUUUGAUCAGCAGAAUUUGGACUUUCUGGUGCGGUUGGUGGGGUCUGGUAUGCUGGCGGUGUCGUGGCUGGUGGGUUGUGUGGUGCUGGUGGCCCUGGGGGCCCCGGUGACCGGGUUCGACGCGGAGGCAUGCAGGAACUCGUCGGUGUCGUUGAACGUGGUGCUGCUGGAGGAUGAAGAUUCGCUGUGGAGCUUAAAGUACGUCAGGUUUGCCGUGCAAAAAGCCAUCGAGGAGGAAAACCUGAUUAAUAACCGCACAGGCCUAAACUUCACGAUCAAGAGCAACUUCCGAGGGUUUAACACCACCUAUUACAGGCGCAAAGGGUGCGGGAGCAGCACGUGUGAAGGAGUGGAGAUCCUCAAAUCACUACACAACACCAGUGAGGUGGGCUGUGCAAUGCUCGGACCAUCAUGUACAUAUGCCACGUUCCAGCUGGUGGAUCAGGAGGUGGGUUUGACCCUGACCAUCCCCGUCAUAUCUGCAGGGAGUUUCGGCCUGUCCUGUGACGGCAAGGAAAAGCUGACUCGCCUCCUGCCUCCGGCCCGGAAAGUCUCGAGCUUCUUCGUUAACUUCUGGAACCUGGAGUCCCGACUCAAACCCAAACGCUGGAGUACAGCUUACGUCUACAAACAACAGAGCAUCUCUGAGGAGUGCUUUUGGUACAUUAACGCGCUGGAAGCAGCCACGGCCGAGUUUUCCAUGCACAUCAACAGAAAGGUGUUGCGCAGUCAAAAGCAAGUCGAGUGUGCAUUGAAGGACAAAAACAGACACAGCAACAUUUUCAUUCUGUGUGGAGGUCCGGAUGACAUCGUCUCCAUUAAAAACGAGACGACCGUGAACAAGGACAUCGCCUUCAUCCUCAUCGACAUUUUUAAUCAUGGAUAUCACAUCAACACCUCAUCGUUCGACUUCAUGAGGGACGUCCUGGUGCUGACUAUGCACAGCAUCCGCAACUACAGUCUGCCUGAAUGGCCCUACAACUCCACCACUCUGAAUGAUUAUGUCGCAGGUUAUUAUGACGGCGUGGUUCUCUUUAGUCAAGUCAUGAGGGAGAUGUUACUGCAGAGUCAGGGUAUGGGCUCAGGAAACAUCUCCGUCAACAUCUCCAGCGAGAGCCCCUUCCGAAACCUGUCCUUUGAGGGAUUGGGUGGUCGCUAUGAUCUGGAUGAAAAUGGUGACAGAAAUGUGAAAUUUUCACUGAUGUACACAACCAGCACGAAUCAGUAUAAGACAUUGUUUGUGUUUGACACCUCCAACAACAAGACCACGCUGAACCACAGUAACCCUGACCUGCCCUGGGCGGGGUCCCGCCUGCCCGACGACAAACCUGCUAACGGCCUGGAGACUCAUGAUAUCAUAAUGAUUGUGCUUGGAAUCAGUGUUGGACUUGCCACCGCUAUUGCUUUGAUCUUCUACAGACAGAACAGGAAACAACGGUACAAUCAGAAGAAAUGGUCUCAUAUAAGCUCUGAUCUCAUCACACCUCUGGACAACAAAGAGCCAAACUACAUCUGUCUCAAAAUUGAUGAGGAUAAGAGGAGAGACAGCAUGUAUCAGAUCCGGAGAGGACGCUACGACAAAAAGCCUGUUAUUCUGAAGGAAUUGAGGCAUUCCGAUGGAAACUUUGUGGAGGAACAGCGCAUUGAACUCAACUCUCUGCUGAGGAUCGAUUACUACAACCUCACCAAGUUCUACGGCACAGUAAAGUACGAGUACGGAGUGUAUGGCGUGUUCGAGUACUGCGAGAGAGGUUCUCUGAGGUACGUCCUCAACGAUAAGAUCUCAUACCCAGAAGAAAGCUUUAUGGACCUGGAGUUUAAAAUCUCAGUCAUGUACGACAUCGCAAAGGGCAUGUCUUACCUGCACACCAGUAAUAUAGAGAUGCACGGGAGGCUCAAAUCCACCAACUGCGUAGUGGACAAUCGCAUGGUGGUGAAAAUCACAGACUUUGGCUGUAACACCAUUCUAACCCCAGGGAAAGACCUGUGGACCGCUCCUGAACACUUGCGGGUGCUGGGGAUCUCUCAGAAAGGAGACGUCUACAGUUUCGCUAUAAUCGCUCACGAGAUCAUUCUGAGACAAUGUCCUUUCUACACGGAGAGCUGCUCUGAUGUGGCAGAGAAACUCUACCGGGUUCAGUGUCCGGGUGGACCCACUGUCUUCAGACCCGACCUCAACUUUGAGACUGCUGGAGAAAGAGAAGUGGAGCUCUAUGUGCUGAUUAAAAACUGCUGGGAAGAGGAUCCUGAAAAAAGGCCGGACUUUAAGAAGAUAGAGAUCUCUUUGGGGAAGAUCUUUAGUAACCUGCAUGACCAGGCCAACGCCAGCUACAUGGACAAUCUGAUCCGACGUCUGCAGAUGUACUCGCGCAACCUGGAGCAUCUGGUGGAGGAAAGAACAGCUUUGUACAAGGCAGAGAGAGAUCGAGCUGACCAGCUCAACUUCAUGCUGCUGCCUGGGCCUGUGGUGCGCUCCCUGAAGGAGACGGGUUGCGUGGAGCCGGAGUUGUUUGACGAGGUCACCAUUUACUUCAGCGACAUUGUGGGUUUCACCACCCUGUGCCACUACAGCACGCCCAUGGAGGUGGUGGACAUGCUGAACGACAUGUACAAAAACUUCGACAGCAUCCUCGACAGCCAUGAUGUCUAUAAGGUGGAGACUAUAGGUGAUGCGUAUAUGGUGGCGUCGGGUUUGCCACGCCGGAACGGGAACAGGCACGCGGUGGACAUCUGUCACAUGGCUUUGGAUAUUUUGGAGUUCAUGGGAACAUUUCAGCUCCGGCACCUCCCCGGAAUCCCGCUGUGGAUCCGUAUCGGCGUCCAUUCAGGACCCUGUGCAGCAGGUGUGGUGGGGAAUAAAAUGCCUCGUUACUGCUUAUUCGGAGACACGGUGAACACUGCGUCUCGAAUGGAGUCAACAGGACUACCUCUGAGGAUCCACGUGAGCCAGUCCACCAUUAACAUCCUGCAGAGGACAGACUGUCAGUUCGAGUACGAGGCGAGAGGAGAGACGUUCCUCAAGGGGAAGGGAAAGGAGAUGACGUACUGGCUGAAAGGUGUAACAGGACAGAAGUACAACCUGCCCAGUCCUCCAACAGCAGAGAACUUCCAGCGUCUGCAGCAGGACCUGGCCGAUCUGAUCGUCUCCACGCUCGCCAAACGAGGGAACGAGAUUAGGAAGACUCUCUCGACACGCCAACGCCGGAGCCAGAGACACGGCAGCAAUGGAUUCCCAGAGUACCUGCACCUGACUGACCCCAGCACUUACCUGUAGCUUUCGCUCACAC
Messenger RNA from Silurus meridionalis, 3609 nucleotides. RefSeq names its product guanylate cyclase 2Ca (gene gucy2ca). The transcript has 27 exons. Gene Ontology annotation, biological process: intracellular signal transduction; cGMP biosynthetic process; protein phosphorylation. The coding region runs from base 372 to 3596 and encodes 1074 amino acids. NCBI's taxonomy places the organism in Eukaryota, Metazoa, Chordata, Actinopteri, Siluriformes, Siluridae. The record is from RefSeq and is a predicted model, not a curated record. Gene Ontology annotation, molecular function: protein kinase activity; guanylate cyclase activity; ATP binding.